UCUCACGGUGGCGGGAUGCUGGCCACCAAUUUCUUGGUCCCCGAUGUGCAGACGAAUAGUUUACAACACAUAUACAGUUUUUAUAAGUUUAUUGCUGUUCACCUUUAUGCUGCCACAGCUGAUGGAUAUCGUCUUGAAUGUCGACAAUCCCAAUGAUUUCACGGAUACCUUCUACGUAAUGCUGGCUAUGGUUAUUGCUUGCUGCAAGAUGCUCAGUCUGCUACUAAAUCGUAAGCACAUCAAGAUAUUAACCGGUGCGUUGAUCGAGAAACCAUUUCGACCACUGGAACCAGAUGAAAUAAAAAUUCGACAGAAAUUUGACAACAUAAUACAAAUCAAUACUAUAUGGUACAUAAUUUUGGUUGAGACAACGUGCGCGAGCAUCACUCUGACGUCCUUGCUGACAGACUUCCGGAAAAGAAAUUUAACAUACAGAGAGUGGAUGCCAUACGGAUACUCUUCCGAUAUAGUGUAUUAUAUUAUAUACUUUCGGCAAUUAAUAAGCCUGACGACGGCAUCCGUCGUGAACGUUGCAUGCGACAGUGUGAUCUGUGGAUUAUUGCUGCACAUUUGCUGUCAAAUCGAGAUCUUGGAGUGUCGACUAAAGAAAUCCUUGCGCGAUCGAGUCGAUCUGGGUGAAUGUAUACGUCUGCAUGAUCGCAUCUAUAAAUUUGCUUAUAUGAUAAAUGAAAAAUUCAGAUUUAUAAUUGUCGUUCAGUUUGCAGUAAGCACACUGGUGGUGUGCUCCAAUCUGUAUCGAUUAGCGGAAACGACAUUAAGUGCAAAAUAUAUUCCACUUAUAUUAUAUACAUGCUGUAUGUUUACGCAAAUUCUUAUUUAUUGUUGGUACGGAAACGAAGUAAAACUAAAGAGCGUUCAAUUUGCUGAUGAAGUUUUCGGAAUGAACUGGGUGACAGAAAAUAAAAAAGUGAAGGAUAAUUUGAUAAUGAUUAUGAAUCGCUCUACGAUGCCUAUAGAAUUUUCUAGUGCACAUCUCAAUCUGAAUCUAGAUUCUUUCGUAAAGUUGCUUAAAAUAUCAUAUUCAGCAUACAGUAUACUACAGCAGAUGUAA
Linepithema humile (Argentine ant) is the source of this 1072-nucleotide messenger RNA. RefSeq names its product odorant receptor Or1-like. NCBI's taxonomy places the organism in Eukaryota, Metazoa, Arthropoda, Insecta, Hymenoptera, Formicidae. Gene Ontology annotation, biological process: detection of chemical stimulus involved in sensory perception of smell; sensory perception of smell. The record is from RefSeq and is a predicted model, not a curated record. Gene Ontology annotation, cellular component: plasma membrane. Gene Ontology annotation, molecular function: odorant binding; olfactory receptor activity.